CCCCAAGGCCUAUAUUUAGGCUGCCCUGCAAAAGGCCAGGGGUCGGGGAGAAGGUUAGCGCGGCCCCUCCCUCCCGCUCCGGCUCCCUUCUUAUACAGCCCGGCCCCCGGUUUUGCCUCUGCCAGUCACCCAGCACCCAACGGAGCCGUCGUGUCUUGCCAGAACCCCCGCUACACCCACGGUAUCUGGGAGAUGGGAGGGAAAGGAGGGGGCUGUGGAGGGGUGGGCGGGCGGGCGUCGGGAGAAGGGGCUGUCGAGAAGAGGCAAAUCUGGAUGGUCGCGCUGCUAGGAAAGGGUCCAAGAUGCUGCCGGCAUGAGAUUGUGGGAAGAUUUCAAGGGAGAAAGGAUGUGGGGCUCAGUAGGGGUGCAGUGAGCGGCCUUAGCGGGAAAUGACAUCUAUAGCUCAGCUAGUUGCAGUGUGGUGCUGAUAACGCCAAUGUUGCAUGUUCGAUCCCCAAAUGGGACAUGUGCAUAUUCCUGCACUGCAGAGGGUUGGACUAGAUGAUCCUCGGGGUCCCUUCCAACUAUGCAAUGCUAUUAUUCCAUCUCUGUGAAUGACAAGGCAUGUGAUUGGUGGAUGCUGUCUCAAGGGCAUAUCCUUUUGUUUAAAACAGACAAAAACCCCUGCCUGUUCUGAGUUUACGAACAGUAUAUUUCUCCUUUAAAAGGAAAAAAAAGCAACAACACUGAGCCUGUCUGUGUCUGAUUCCCACCCCCCUUUUAAAUCCUGUCUCUGUUCUCUUCCCAUCACCCCCUUUAUCAUUUAUUUAUUACGUAAUUGAUGGGGCCUCCCUAAACCUUGAAUCUUGUUUUCAUACAUCCAGUAGUUACUCCAUGUAAGACCAAAGGGACUCCAGCUAUAUUAUCUAACACGGCUGUUUCCUUUGAAUGCUGCAAUGACUUGCAAAAGUCUUGCACAGUUGCUGAUUGUUUGAGGAAGUAACGCUCACAUAAUCCCAUGGUAUCUGGGACACAGAAACAGAAAAAGAGUGUGUGUGUGUGUGUGUGUGUGUGUGUGUGUCUGUCUCAAUCCUUCUGUCCCUGGUGCUUGCCCAAUCCACCGCUCCAGGGUUUGGGUGUGUGUGUGUGUGUGUUGUACCUUCCAGUACGUAUUUGUCUUGUAAGCAAGCCUGUGGCCUCACUUUGCCUGGACCUCCAUUGCUCCUUGGCUCAUUCUUUGCUCCUCCUUAACCUGCUUCCAUCACUUGUCUUAUCUAAGGCAGCUUUCUUCCAAAUGAUGCUUUCAAUCAGGUCGUGCAAUCCCUGCAUCUGCAACUCAGAUGUAAAGCCUACAUUGAAUGGAAUGUAUACUUUGAUUUUAAAAGCCCCGCCUGCUGCUUUCUAUCCUGCAUGAAAAGGAUACCCUUGUCCACACUGCAGCUAUUCUGAACAUUACUUGUGAAAACCCUCUUCCACAUAAGGUGGUCUGGACAGGGUGUGUAUGGUAGAUCAUUGUGGGCACUAAAUGGGUUGCAGUUUGCCGACUUGCAGUUUGCCGACUAGUGAUCUGGCAUUUUAAAAAAAAGGGCUGCAGUUGUUUCUUGGAAGGAUCUGCCUUGCUUUUGCUUAUUUGUUGUGAAGGGCCUGGGGACACGCAGUCAAGCUCCUUCCUUUGUUGCUCUCCUCCCCCCUACUGCCACUUCUUUGGGGAGCAAGAGCUUCCAGAGUUGGGUAGCUGGGUUAAUGUGUUGCAGGAAAAAAAUCAAUUAAUAGUCUUAUGGCACUUUGAAGACUUAACAGAUUUAUUGUAACAUAAGCUUUUGUGGACAAGAGUCCACACCAUCCUUCAGAGGAAAUGGAUUUAAGUCCACGAAAGCUGCCACAAUAAAUCUGCAGCGAGGCUCUUUGAUAUUUGAGAUGGGGAAGGCAGAGCUAUAAUGCCCUUAACAGUUGCCGGGGGAGCAGAAAUUUUAGUAGGCUAAACUUUCCUUAGCAUGAAGACGAAGAGGGGGAAAGCUUCACCCCCUACACUUCUGCACUGGAAGCCCGGUGGCAGUGUUAUUAUUCAAAAGGCUUCUGUACUGAGUCCUCUCAAAGCGGCUUGCCAUCCAUACCGUUCAUUAAAACAACCAACAAUGAACAUCUAUUGCCAUUCAGCAACCGUUUCAAAGAGACAGGGAGCCUUUGCCACCUUCUUCCAGGAGCCUAGACACCUCCUCCUAUACCCCCCUUGUUAACAUUUCGGGGCUUGGUCAUUUUGGCGUUGUGGAUGAGCAGCUGUUCGACUGCAUUGUCGUUUAAAGGCUGGCUGAUCUAAGACUCUGCAGAAACUUUAUAGGGGGCGAGUGGCUGUGAUAGUUGUGGUGAGAAGGGGUUGGUCUUACUGGCCCUGCAGAGGUGGAGCAAACAGUAUUAACUGCUGCGGGUAGGCCUCCCCCCCCCCCCGCCACCUCCUCUCUCUGUUGUACCCUUUAAGGCAGUGCAUGAGGUGGAGAAAUCCGGGAAACGCUUCACCUGUUGAAUGGGUGCCUGACCUGCUAUUUAAUUAAAAAGGCCGGGCAGCUUCCGGUGUAAAUCACUUUGUUGAUUAACUGCUCGGUAUGACUGUGCGUUUUGGAAACGUAAAAAAAGAGUAAUGGAGAUAUAUUUUUUAAAAAGAGACAGGGACGUUCUCCUCAGGGAGGGGGAAGAGGUCAGGAGGCAACCUUACUGGAAAAGCGUUGGGAUCGGGUGGGGAGAAAGAAAUCGGCGCAUGAGGAAGAGGGAUCUGAACGGAUGGUGACCUUUCUGCCGUUCAAGCCGCGCGUACGUUCAGUCCUGGCAGGGAAGCUCCCAAUCCGCCAACCCUGUUUAUAGUCGCCAGUCAGGUCCGAAUGGGGGGAGGGGGAGGGGCGCCUCUCUCGUACCCCCUGCCGCCUGCUACGUGCUUUCCUGCACAGAGACCAGUGACUCAGCUAUUACCGUAAUCACCCCAAGAGAAGCCCAGUUUGGAUUCUGACCAGGGCUAAGAAGAAGGUUCUGGACUUCGGAUUGGGGAGCCAAGGCAAAGGGGCGGCGGGGGGGGGGUGUUGCAGCAUUCCCAUGUUACACUGACCCCACAGGUGCCUGGCCUUUUCGCUCCUCUCAUCAAUCAAACAGCAGCUGCCUCUCACUUCCCAGCCGCUGGGGUGUUAUAUAACCCACGGUGCUCCCCUGGCAGUUCCUUGCUCAGUGCAAAAAAACCGACAACAGCCCAGUUUUCCACCCCAGCCCACAUCUUGGAUGUGCAUAAGCGCCCAGCUUUUUUCUCUGGGUUAUUGAAUCUCUCCUGGUUCAUUACAAGUGCAGUAAUUGCAAAUCCGCCCUACAACUGAUACAAACAAGCCGAAAUGCACUGUUUCCCUUAAAACAUGGAUCAGUGGCACUUUAAAUUGCAAUUAGCAUAUUUUAUUAAAUUUAUUCCUCCCCUUUUUACAAGAAAAGAGGUCUCAAAGCAACUGAUAGCAAGUUUAAAAUGCCAAGAUGACAUCAAAUAGCCCAAAGUUACAUGGUACUAAAAGUUUACAUCCACCAGCAACCAGUAACAGAAAAAUAACAUCUGCCCACCCCAAAAUGUGGACACCAUGAACAGGCCAAAAAUCAAGCCACGGCAAGAUCCAAAUGCUUGGGAAAACUGGAAUGUAUCUGCCUGGCGCCUAAAAUCUUACAAGACAGAUGCCAAGGGAACCUCCUUAUCUGGCUCUCUAAAUUGCAAAUGUGUUGGCGCCAGAGAAUGUCAGAUGGGACGAAUGUUUGGCUCCUAACACCAGAAAGGUUGAGGCUCAUCCCAGUGUGGUCUUGAGCAAAAGGCAUUCUGCGCUUGCUCUGAUGCACCCCUAUUUAUGAGUUUACAGGACUAAGAAGAGUGAAACCAGGUUCUGGGAAGGUGCCCUGAAUUGGGUUAAGUUCUGGGCAGAAUUCAAAGUGGUUCAGAUAAUUUUGGGUUUAUAUGUUUUGCUUUUCAAAAAAACUAUUGGACAGCUGGACUGUUUCGGUGGGCAGGUUUUGAGUCAUUAUUACAAUUCUUCCUCCCUGCCUCCAAUCUCAGUUAGCCACCUAUGACAUCUUUACCCCAAUGCACAGCUUGUAGGCCAAUAAAGAGCAGACAGGAUCACAACUCCAGAACCCAGAUGCUUGGUCUUGUCAAAGAAAUCUCUGUUGCCUCUAUACUGAUAAAGCCACCAGUUUUGACCCUGGAGCUUUUAUGGGGAGUUCAGAAUCUUCACCAUCAGCUGUUGUUGCUUCUGAUCUUUUAGUACUGUAAUCCUUUAUCCUGGAAUUAAAGGCAAAGUUUUGCAGUGGCCUGUGGCUACAGGCAGCAAAUAUUUGUCCUUUCAAACGGGUCCUACUCCCUUGCAAAUGUGCUUAGGCUUGCAGCCUUUCCCCGUUAUAGAAGCUGCCCUUUCGCUUGUGAAAAUUCCUUUCUGCGGGGCCACCGGUUCCAUCUUAUCGCUUCCACUCCGAUUCUCUCUCUUGCACAAUCAGUCCCAUGCCCAGGCCUCUCUCUCUUUUCCGCAGCUAAAGCCCAACACUCAUGGGGGCUGAGGGGAUCCAGAAAUAGCAGCGUGUCCUUCAGAAAAGGACAGAGGAGCUGGAGGAGCGGGGAUCAGGUGUCCCCUUGAAAGGUCAUCGCUGAAACUAGAGUCUGGGAGAGGAUGCAAAGGGGGGAAAGACCUAUGGAGCCCGAUUUGGCUUCCCUUUCCAUCUCCCAGGAAGAUGGGGCAACGCCCUCGGUCCUCAACAACAUUUUAUCUCUUCGUGCUCUUUAAACGAGCAGGUUAAAAAGUGCGUGUGCCCUUUUAGGGUAUGCAGUGAAUGCGCCUAGCGUAUGGAGGUUUCUAAUCUAAUCGCAAAUAUGAAAACGUGAUUUUGCUCCUAAGCACACGCUGGGAUUCUGCAGCACGGUCGGCCACGGGAAUGAAAUCUCUUAUUUCCACGCGUAGGACUCAGUCGAGUGGAGCAGAGUUCGUCCACGCUUAUCUCCGUUUCCUUAUAUUUAAAUAAAUACCUUCGCUGCUAUUAGGGGGUGGGAGAGCUUGGGCCCUUUAAGUCUCCUCCCUCCCCCCUCCUCAAUGAGUCAAUUUCACACCCUUUUCCGCCUUGCCCUGCUACAUGACGUUCGAUCCCGGAACGCGGAGCUUCUUUUGAGCAUUCGAUUCGAACGCUUCACUUUGCUCGCGCCCAUCCCGGCUCCUGUUUGCUGCUGCUAAGGAAGAAGGCAGGUUUGACCCCCCCCUCCCCAUUUUCUUACGCACGCAUUCCUCCAAGGAGAACGAGUGGCGAGCCCUUCCUCUUUACAGAUUAGGAUUUCGGGGGGCGGGGGCGAGUAAAGAGAAAAUAAGGAAUGGUCGCAGGAGCAGUUGCGGAUAUUCUUUCCCCGCCGCCGCCGCCGCCGCCGCCGCGGUUUAUAUAAUAUGGGGAUCAGACUUGGAGAUAGAUAAGAUGGAGACGGUAAAACGUGGGGUGGAGUGGGGGAAGGGAGGAGGAAGUCCCGGCGGGGGAAGAAACGCAGCAUUUGAAAUCACGUGGUGAAGCUUAAUGUACAACUGUUGCAGAGGGGAAAAGAAAACAGGACAGCCCCCCCCCCCCAAAAAACUAAAGUAAGCGUAAAUAUUUCUCGAUCCUUCGCUCACACUUUCCAGUUUUGCCCCCCUGCAAUUGGACUCGCAUUGCAAAGGUGCUGCAGCUGAUUGGGGUAGCUAAUAUCGGGGAAGCUCAGAGCAUGGCGAGGAGUCGAAAAAACGGGGGUGAGAACUGGGGUUCCCUUGAGGAACAGGGUAAACGUCUAUUUCCUCUGUCCUUGAAAUGUCCUUGGUAUCUGCUAGCCAUCACCUGCUGGAGCCUUUGCUUCUUCUUUCAAAUAAGGCUUUAAUCUGGGCAUCCCCUUUGACCUUAGUGGGAAUCCUCCGAUUUCCAUAGCAACAGGGAGGAGCAGAAUUCUCUCCCGCCCUCCUGGCCAGUCUCUGUACAGACACGAAAGUCCUUGUUGUGGGUGUCUCCUUCAGAUACAGGACUGAGCAGGCAGAAAAGAGGAGACCGCGUUGCCAGGCUUGUAUUAACACUUCUUUGCCUUCUCCAGUUUAGCCAUUCAAGAUGCCUCACCAAUACCCAGCCUUGACACCUGAGCAGAAGAAGGAGCUGUCGGACAUUGCCCACCGCAUUGUGGCCAAGGGCAAAGGCAUCCUUGCUGCUGAUGAAUCCACCGGUAAGGGACAGAGAGCUGCCGGGUGGGGAGGACGAGCCAGGAAUGUGGAAUCAAAAAAGGGCUGCACAGCCUUCAUUUUAACGUAACAACUGUUUGCUUCAUCCUCUCCUCCGCCUCCUAGGCAGCAUUGCCAAGCGCCUGCAGUCCAUCGGCGCCGAGAACACCGAAGAAAACCGUCGCUUCUACAGGCAGCUGCUCUUCACCGCUGAUGACCGGGUCAACCCUUGCAUUGGUGGAGUCAUCCUCUUCCAUGAGACCAUGUACCAGAAAGCCGAUGAUGGCCGCCAGUUCACCCAGGUCAUUAAGGACAAGGGCGGCGUUGUUGGCAUCAAGGUAAGCGACGUGGGUGGCAAGUGAUAAGUCUGAAAUGCCUGAGCCCACCAUGUUUGGUGCCCUGGGAGGUAGGCCAGUUCCAGUAUUCUAGUGACGCACGACCUUGAAGGCUGCAUGACCUUGCAAAAACAACACCACCACAAUGCAGGAAAAAAUGCUCCAACUUGAAGGCACCACCCACUUUUUAAAAAAUCUGUUUGCAGAAGGGCUUGUUAACUGAUUGAGCUAGCAUCUGAGCAAACCUUAAAGAAAAUUCCUAUUCUCUUUAAAAUUAGAUAACCUCUCCACAUGUCACAAGAGACAUCAUUUUAAAAGAGGCUUUCUCUCCUGUGUGUGAGAGGGGCAGUUGUAAGCAAUAGAAAAUUAUUCAUUUUUUUUUUAAAAAAAAGUCUGCCUGAUGGUUUAUUUAUUUAGAAAAUGUAUAGUGGUGCUUUCCCCUUCCUUGCUCAGAGUAGUUUACAAAUACGAAAGGAAAAGAGUGGUCUGGCCAUGAACACUAAUUACCAAACUAAGAACAGCAGCCAAAAGACACACAAAGAACUUCAUCACGGCACUUGCGAUCAAUGCACUAAGCAGCAAUAGGGGAAAGCUUGUUUAAAAAGGGAUGUUUUCAGUCACUGGAAUGGAGACAAAGGGAGACUGCCUAAGCUCAUGGGGCAGAGAGUUCCACAUAUGGGGCUGGCAGCACAGAGAAAGCCACCUUGGGCACUGCUACCUCUCUUGCCUCAAGAAGACAGACUAUAAACACUGCAGUCCUACUGCAUAAAUGUGGAUAUGCUUAGAUGGGAACUAAUCUUAAGGGGAUGAAAGCAUUGGAGACCACAGGGUCAUCUGGAUUUCUCUGUUGCCUCCUUCCCUCCAAAUCACAGCCAGAUAUUUUGAAUCCCAGUUACCUAUUCACUAAGCAAACAAAAAUCUUGGUCCAUUUAUGUGCUAAACAACUUACAUAUGGCCUACAGACGAUUGAGUUGGGCUAGCAAGUCGAUGAGCAGGAGCCAUUAUUUAUGUUGUUUGUUUCUGGAUGAUUGACUUGAUAGGACAAGAUGUUUAGCUUAGUGGAAAGAAACAUGCCACAAAGCAAGCCAAAGGCUUAACAGACUUCUCUGCCUCGCUUUCCUCCCUGCAGGUUGACAAAGGUGUUGUGCCUCUUGCUGGGACUAACGGAGAGACUACUACCCAGGGUGAGUCUAGAUCUCUGUGUGUUGGUAGGGGGAGUUGUGAAGGGAAGUCAAUCUAGCCUGGAGCUAGGAGAAGCAGCUGGGUUCGACGGCAUCCGCCCUUAACCCCCCUUUUACCUGUGCAGGUCUGGAUGGCUUGUCUGAACGCUGUGCCCAGUACAAGAAGGAUGGCGCUGACUUUGCCAAGUGGCGCUGCGUCUUGAAGAUCACUCCAACCACCCCUUCCCACCUGGCCAUCAUUGAGAAUGCCAAUGUGCUGGCUCGCUACGCCAGCAUCUGCCAGGCGGUGAGUGCCAGCAGGCAUUGAGGGGAAAGGGGGCAUUCAUCAACAUCUACUUAACACUAAGCAGUUUCUAGAAAGACCCACUUGUUUUCCGUUUUUUGGAUGCUGGAAGAAGGUUGAGUCAUCAGGUUAUGGGCAGCUCAUGGAUCGUUUUAUGACUGACCGGACGGUUGGCAUUAGGAUUGUUUUAUCUGCUCUGUAUCGCUGUUUAUAUAUUUUAAAAAGGGAUUUGUAACCAACCCUGAGGUCGUUAGAUGGCGGGUGGGAUGGAAGUACACCAAAUAAACAAAUGGAUGGAGCAGUGGUCUGACUCUGUAGGGCAGCUCUUUGAAUCUGCCUUGCAGCUUGGCAGUCAGAGCGCAUCUCAAGAUGGUAGUGUCGAAAUGGCAGUUUCGUCCUCUUCGCCAAAUACCGCUCUGGGAAAUUUCCCAAGGACAUGCAGUGCCCUUAUUUUGCAAAUGGGUGGAGGCAGUCUUCUGCAACUGCAGUACCCAUCUGCUGCUACAAGAGGGCAGCAAGGAAUUUGGUAGGUUAGACAUGUGGCUUCCCCUCCUGGGUGGAAUUUCCAGCUCUGAUGUACUUGAACUAGGAAGGAAUUGAACAUACUCAGUAGCUGCUGAAACAUCUAGGUAGAGCCCUCAGUUAGAACAUAAGAUGCAUCUAACUAGAUUAGGCAUGUGAUUAAAUGUCCUUCUUGCAACUUGGAAUUCUUACUGUGUUUUGAUUUAGCUCUGUUUUUUUCUGUGGGAUCGUAACUGUCCAUCUCCCCUGUCUCUCAACUCCAGAACGGAAUUGUCCCCAUUGUGGAACCCGAAAUCCUCCCUGACGGUGACCAUGACCUCAAGCGCUGCCAGUAUGUGACUGAAAAGGUGAGGUGGAUGUGGAGGGAAGCGCUUGAUUGACGCAAAUUGGUGUGGGCUGGCUUUUGCCCUUUUCCCCCCCUCAUGCUAUGGAAGGAAAGGAGAAGGAUCUCGGAAGAACUUCCCAGCACUGACCUCCUGCUCCUUCUGCCAUGCCUAGGUUCUGGCUGCCGUGUACAAAGCCCUGAGCGACCACCACAUCUACCUGGAGGGGACCCUGCUCAAGCCAAACAUGGUGACCGCUGGUCACGCUUGCACCCAGAAAUACACCAAUGAGGAAAUUGCCAUGGCAACCGUCACCGCCCUGCGCCGCACUGUGCCCCCAGCAGUUACUGGUAAGCGAACGGGACCCAGAAGCACCUGUUCCUUCCUGCCCCACAAAAAAUAUGUGGCAGCCCUCAACAAUUUACACUGCAGUAAUAUAUAGAGCCCAUCCCUACAGGACGGCUGCUGGUAUCUGUUUAAUAGUGGAGCUAUCAUUCUAAUGGCUACAGAGUUGCCACCAUAGUGUAUUACAAUCGUACCUCCGGUUACGUAAGCGGCAAACCUGGAAGCAUAUUUCCGGGUUUUUGUUGCAUGCACAGAAGCGGUCCCUCCGGCUGCGGAAACCUCGGGAUCCGACCGGAGCUCCGGAAUGGAUCCUGUCCACAACCGGAGGUACCACUGUAUUUGUUCAAGGAAACUCCUUUAGCUUUUGCCUGGAGAGCUUCCUGUAGUUGGGACAUUGUCCCACCCCACCAACUUUUUUGAAAAAGAUGUGCUAGACAAACCCAUUUUUUUGUGUGAAGGGACAAGUGGUGAUUCAGGAGGCAGAACUGGGGUGUGUGUGUGGAUAUAAUACCCUCUAUUUCUAACAUUUUCUGCAAUCAAACUCUCCUUCUCCCCCCUCCCCCUUCAAUUCUGCAUUUCUCAGAUAUUAAACCCUUCCUUCCUUACCAGCUGCUAACUGUAUUGUCUUGCCGCAGGUAUCACUUUCCUGUCUGGUGGCCAGAGUGAGGAAGAGGCCACCAUCAACCUGAAUGCCAUCAACAACUGCCCCCUGCACAAGCCAUGGGCCCUGACCUUCUCCUAUGGCCGUGCCCUGCAAGCUUCUGCCCUCAAGGCCUGGAGUGGCAAGAAAGAGAACCUCAAGAAUGCUCAGGAAGAAUACAUCAAGCGCGCUUUGGUACGUAUUGCUGGGGCCCCGGUCGCCCUGGGGAGUGGGAUCUAGCAGGUCAGGGUAAGGGGCUGGGUAGCCACUGCACAGCAGCAACUCCUUUAAGGUGCUCAGGGGUUGGGUAUGUGCAGCGAUCAUCUCCCCAAAAGCUGCCCUUUGACAGAGGCACUCAAAAGGGCUUUAGGAAGACAUGUAUUAUUAGUAAGAGAUUCAAAUGCAACAAAUCUGGUUGGGUGCAAAAAGCAGAAAAACUAAAAGCAACGUUAGUGGGGAACAGGAAGGGAUCUGAGGUGUGUCUCUGAAAAAUAAACAAAUUAACUGGUCACACAUUGCAUUGAGAGUCAGGGCUCCCAGGUUCUGUUCUCCCAAACUUUUGGUGGCAAAAGGUAGGGCUAUGGGCGAGGUGACAGGGGGUUGCAAUUGUCAAAGUUACGGGUAAAGUGAUGCUGGGAAUCAGGACUCCUUGGUGUUUCCUCCUGGUAGGGGACAGGAGUUUUGUGUAUCAGGAAAAGGGGUCUAAUUUAUGUUGUGGCUGUGAUCCUAAUAAGGAGGAUGUGCGAAGUGUAGCUUUUCUUUUUAAAGAGGAAAGCAGUUCCAACAUCUCUUCUCACUCCCCCCUCUUGUUUUACACAGGCCAACAGCCUUGCCUGCCAGGGCAAAUAUGUUCCAUCUGGAAAAGGCGGAGCCGCUGCCAGCGAGUCCCUCUUUGUCUCCAAUCAUGCUUAUUAAAAUCAGAGGCCUGGCUGCGCUCUUUUGUUGUUAACGUUGUGCCUGUGGUGUCUCUUGUUCUAUUUCUUGCCCUGCCCUGCUUCCUCUCUGCCAGCUUCUAUAGCAGGGAAAGGUAGACAUCUUUGCCUUGCCUUGAAAGAACCCAGAAGCCUUGGCUUCUUCCUUCCCCUUGAUCCACCUCCCCACCGCCACCUCUGUAUGCCUUGUGUGUGUGUGAUGUCCCGCUUUUCCUUCUGGUGACCGACGACACUCCUGGUCCGUGGCCAUAACACCGAAAUGUCUCCGGAGCUGGGACGACGCCUGACUCGCGGACUUCUAGAAAUAAAAGAGAAUCUAUUUAAACAUUG
This is a messenger RNA of Podarcis lilfordi (Lilford's wall lizard), 11049 nucleotides long. NCBI's taxonomy places the organism in Eukaryota, Metazoa, Chordata, Lepidosauria, Squamata, Lacertidae. The record is from the annotation of a GenBank genome assembly.